Molecule: messenger RNA, 1948 nt
Organism: Saimiri boliviensis boliviensis (Bolivian squirrel monkey)
Lineage: Eukaryota; Metazoa; Chordata; Mammalia; Primates; Cebidae
Gene: PRR5
Product: proline rich 5
Biological process (GO): TORC2 signaling
Cellular component (GO): TORC2 complex
Source: RefSeq, a predicted model, not a curated record
AGGGGUGCUCUGUGGGCUUGGAGGCUGCAGGCACCUUCCACGGGACUCUGUGAGCCCUGAUAAAAUAUUCAUCAGCCAGCAGCCGCACGGGGUGCAGACGGGGGCCGCUCCCACCCAGCCUGCAGCCUGAGUUCUGCUGAGUCACCGGGGAGCCCAGUGAGCCACCUGCCCUCGAGCUCCUGGGCCCCCUCUGCCCUUUGGCCAUGCGAACGCCUCCUAAUGUGUAAGCCAUUAGGGCAUCCAUCGAGCUUCGUGCUGAGAAGGGCUUCAGAGCUGGUUCCCAGGAGGGUGUGGAGCCCAGCCAGGGGUGCAGGGCGGAGGAGGACAGUGGGCCGGGAUCCCGCCUGUGCCCACCCUGGCAGCGUCCCUCCUCCUGAGUCCUCUCAGCGCCCAGCAAGGUUGAAGUUCAUGAGUUCGCCCAGCCUCAGUGACCUGGGCAAGAGAGAGCCGGCCGCCGCGGCGGACGAGCGGGGCACGCAGCAGCGCCGGGCCUGCGCCAACGCCACCUGGAACAGCAUCCACAACGGGGUGAUCGCCGUCUUCCAGCGCAAGGGGCUGCCCGACCAGGAGCUCUUCACCCUCAACGAGGGCGUCCGGCAGCUGCUGAAGACAGAGUUGGGGUCCUUCUUCACGGAGUACCUGCAGAACCAGCUGCUGACAAAAGGCAUGGUGAUCCUUCGGGACAAGAUCCGCUUCUACGAGGGACAGAAGCUGCUGGACUCGCUGGCAGAGACCUGGGACUUCUUCUUCAGUGACGUGCUGCCCAUGCUGCAGGCCAUCUUCUAUCCAGUGCAGGGCAAGGAGCCGUCAGUGCGUCAGCUGGCCUUGCUGCACUUCCGGAACGCCAUCACCCUCAGCGUGAAGCUAGAGGACGCGCUGGCCCGGGCCCACGCCCGCGUGCCCCCCGCCAUCGUGCAGAUGCUGCUGGUGCUGCAGGGGGUGCACGAGUCCAGGGGAGUGACCGAAGACUACCUGCACCUGGAGACGCUGGUCCAGAAGGUGGUAUCGCCAUACCUGGGCACGUACGGCCUCCACUCCAGCGAAGGGCCCUUCACCCACUCCUGCAUCCUGGAAAAGCGCCUGCUGUGCCGCUCCCGCUCGGGGGACGCGCUGGCCAAGAACCCGGUGGUGCGUUCCAAGAGCUACAACACGCCGCUGCUGAACCCGGUGCAGGAGCACGAGGCGGAGGGCGCGGCGGCCGUUGGCACCGGCGUCCGCAGGCACUCCGUGUCCGAGAUGACGUCCUGCCCCGAGCCCCAGGGCUUCUCCGACCUGCCCGGCCAGGGCCCCGCCGGAGCCUACAGGUCCUCCCCCGUGCCCCACUCAGGGCCAUGCCCCAGCAGACUGCACCCCACGACCCAGCCCCCCGAGCAGGGCCCGGAUCCCACCCGCAGCCCGCUGCCCGGCUCCAGCCCCGAGAACCUGGUGGACCAGAUCCUGGAGUCCGUGGACUCCGAUUCCGAAGGGAUUUUUAUUGACUUUGGCCGGGGCCGGGGGUCCGCCACGUCCGGCUUGGGGGGCCCCGGGGGCCGGCAGAGCGUCGUGUGAGGCCUCACGGCCGGCCUGGAGUUUUUACUGACACAGCCCCUUGGGGGGGGGUGUCCACGUGGUGUGUGUGCGCGUGGGACUUUUUUACUCUGUCCGGCCCCUCCAGCCGCCGGCCUGGCCGCGGUGACCUCGUACUCCUGUCUGUGUUAGGAAUCCCGUCAGCCUCCCUUGCUCGGCCCAGGUCUGUGUCAGGCAUGUGAGUCAGUGUUACCUGGGGACCCGGGUCCGGGACGGGGUCGGCCCCUCACUCCUGUGCUCCCCCUGCCCCGGCCCUCUGUGUCCACACCCGCCUACCCACGAGGGACCCCGGACCCCGGACUGACCAGACUCCAGCACACCUGCCUUCUCCUGCCUGGGGUGGCCAUGGGGAUGGAGAGGGGCGGAAUAAAACCUGUGACCC